Molecule: messenger RNA, 537 nt
Organism: Nymphaea colorata (pocket water lily)
Lineage: Eukaryota; Viridiplantae; Streptophyta; Magnoliopsida; Nymphaeales; Nymphaeaceae
Product: gibberellin-regulated protein 5-like
Exons: 4
Coding region: 87-425 (112 amino acids)
Source: RefSeq, a predicted model, not a curated record
UUAAAGUGUCGGUGUUCUGUCUAUAAGUACCUAACCGGUUUGCUUUCAUCUCACAUCUUAGUUCCCCUUGGAAGCUGUGUGUUUCAAUGGAGAAACCUGUUUGCUGUCUAUUCUUCUUGGCUCUGUUUUUUGCACUACUGGCUGGAAGCUCGACCAUGGCAGAGUCACAACAGGGGAGGGUUACAACCUCUACAACAGCCAAGCCAUGGCACAGACACAGGCAUUCAGGAUUUGCUGCAUCAGAAUGCCCGGAUGCCUGUUCUUUUAGAUGCUCGAAGACUGCAUUUCACAAGCCAUGCAUGUUCUACUGUCAGGAGUGUUGCUACAAGUGUAGAUGUGUACCACCAGGCACUUACGCCCACAAGGAGGUCUGCCCUUGCUACAACAGCUGGAAGACCAAGAGAGGGGGUCCUAAAUGCCCCUAGUGGUUCAGAACCAUAAGUUUGUAUGUCUCUAAGAGAGAACUUAUUAUCACUUGUCUAUGGUUCUAUCUAAAUGUUUUGAACCUGAGUCAUAUGGAAUAAGGUUCAGUUCCCA